Molecule: messenger RNA, 846 nt
Organism: Peniophora sp. CBMAI 1063
Lineage: Eukaryota; Fungi; Basidiomycota; Agaricomycetes; Russulales; Peniophoraceae
Source: the annotation of a GenBank genome assembly
AUGAUCGUCACCGGAUGCCACCCUGAAUGGGCUGAUGACUCAGUGCUCUCAGCUUACGAGGCUGCACUCGGGGACCCAGGGAUGUGCGCACCGGAAGGAUGUGUUACACCCUUUCAGUUCGGCGGCGCUUUUGCGACCUGCCUUGUCUUCCUCAUUGACAUGUUCAAAUACUAUGUGGCCCUUCUUUCGUCUGUGGCGCUCGCCAUUCGGACCUCUGCAUCUGCCAGCGUCCCAACCUCUGGCGUGAACAUCAUCAUGAAUGCCCUCCCGAACUCGACCUCAGCUCUUGAAAACGCCUUCAAGUCAGCGCAACCGGUCCUGGAGUCCGACUCAUCCAUAGUCCAAGCCUUCGCCUUCCACAUCACGGUCGAUAACGUGAAGAACAUCUCGUCCGACCUGUACGGCGUCGUUGCGACAUCUACGGCGACGGUUUCUACCUUGCCGGAUAUCGGCGAUGUCACUCCGCUAUUAAUAUUGACGAUGCCCGCGACGGUAUUGCCGUUCGACGUGCUCGCGUACAAGAUCAACAAUGUCACGCUCGAACUCACCAAGGCCGGAAUGGUGUAUAUCGAGGUGCAGCCGGAUCUUGUCGAUGAAGCCGUCAGCUUCCUCAAGGGUGAAUAUGCCGAUGCGGUGUACGCCGAGGAUAUUACGCACUGCUGGUACCUCUGGCAGACCGGCCCGACAUCCUUCGGCCUGUUCGCGGCAUGGCCCAGCGAGACUGAUCGCGAGGCCCAUCUCAAUGGGUACGGCGUUGCAUUGCUAAAUCAGGAAAUGCCGCAGUACGUCACGACGCAGAUGGAGUACCAACAAAUGGACAUUAUGGCGGAGAAGACGGAUGGUUAG